Molecule: messenger RNA, 1224 nt
Organism: Mangifera indica (mango)
Lineage: Eukaryota; Viridiplantae; Streptophyta; Magnoliopsida; Sapindales; Anacardiaceae
Product: PHD finger protein ALFIN-LIKE 4-like
Exons: 5
Coding region: 142-906 (254 amino acids)
Biological process (GO): regulation of DNA-templated transcription
Cellular component (GO): nucleus
Molecular function (GO): transcription cis-regulatory region binding; transcription coregulator activity; histone binding
Source: RefSeq, a predicted model, not a curated record
GAUUCAAAUCCAUACACCAGUACCCCACCCUCUCUCUCUCUCUCUCUCACGUUAAAAAUUAUUCACAUCGUUCCCUCCUUUACUCUGUUUCAGUCUCUUUUUAACAGAAAAAGAAUACUAGACUUUGGAGUUUAUCAGGCCAUGGACGGAGCCGCUAACUACAAUCCACGUACCGUGGAAGAGGUCUUUCGAGAUUUUAAAGGCCGAAGAGCUGGCAUGGUUAAAGCCCUUACUUCUGAUGUUGAAGAGUUCUACCAGCAGUGUGACCCCGAGAAGGAAAAUCUUUGCCUGUAUGGAUUUCCAAGUGAGCAGUGGGAGGUAAAUUUACCUGCUGAAGAGGUGCCUCCAGAACUUCCAGAGCCUGCAUUGGGUAUAAAUUUUGCCAGGGAUGGGAUGCAAGAAAAGGAUUGGUUGUCUUUGGUUGCUGUCCACAGUGAUUCUUGGCUACUUUCUGUGGCCUUCUACUUUGGCGCUAGGUUUGGGUUUGAUAAAGCUGAUAGGAAACGGCUUUUCAGUAUGAUAAAUGAUCUUCCAACAAUAUUUGAGAUUGUGACAGGGACAGCAAAGAAACAACAGGCAAAGGAAAAAUCUUCAGUCUCAAAUCACAGCAGCAACAAGUCUAAAUCAAACCCAAAGAGAGGCUUAGAAUCUCAGCCCAAGUAUACAAAGGUGAUGCAAGCAAAGGAUGAGGAUGAUGAUCUAGAAGAGGAAGAUGACGAGGAGCAUGGGGAUACACUCUGUGGGGCUUGUGGAGAGAACUAUGCAGCUGAUGAAUUCUGGAUCUGCUGUGACGCCUGUGAGAAAUGGUUCCAUGGGAAGUGUGUUAAGAUGACCCCAGCAAGGGCUGAACACAUUAAACAUUACAAAUGUCCAUCUUGUAGCAGCAACAAGAGAGCACGACCCUGAUCUCUUUACUUGGCCAUGGCUGUGUGUAUUCUGGAAUCAUGGACUUCUAUCUGUUAUGUAGGGCUGUUGGUUAGGUUUGUUGUUAGUCUGACAUUUCUAGGUUUUCUAUCUGGGAUAUUAUGUGUAGUUUGGAGAUUUUCUGUUUAUUAGAAUAUAAAUUAGAGUAUGCCCAGGAGGGAAUUAUCUUCGCAGUCCAUUGGGGGAAAAGACUUCUUGUUUUAUGUCAGAAUUUUCUCAUGUUUUUGUGCAGUUAACGCCUAUUCUUGAAUUUUGUUUCAAGUUUCCAUUCUAUAUGCAUAAAUCAAGGCCUUUCUAACA